AUGUUGGAUCCAGACUCAGGAUUCGCUUGUGUUGGAUCCAGACUCAGGAUUCGCUCGUGUUGGAUCCAGACUCAGGAUCUGCUCGUGUUGGAUCCAGACUCAGGAUCCGCUCAUGUUGGAUCCAGACUCAGGAUUCGCUUGUGUUGGAUCCAGACUCAGGAUCCGCUCGUGUUGGAUCCAGACUCAGGAUUUGCUCGUGUUGGAUCCAGACUCAGGAUCUGCUCGUGUUGGAUCCAGACUCAGGAUCUGCUCGUGUUGGAUCCAGACUCAGGAUCCGCUCGUGUUGGAUCCAGACUCAGGAUUCGCUCGUGUUGGAUCCAGACUCAGGAUCCGCUCGUGUUGGAUCCAGACUCAGGAUCUGCUCGUGUUGGAUCCAGACUCAGGAUCUGCUCGUGUUGGAUCCAGACUCAGGAUCUGCUCGUGUUGGAUCCAGACUCAGGAUCCGCUCGUGUUGGAUCCAGACUCAGGAUCCGCUCGUGUUGGAUCCAGACUCAGGAUUUGCUCGUGUUGGAUCCAGACUCAGGAUCCGCUCGUGUUCGAUCCAGACUCAGGAUCCGCUCGUGUUGGAUCCAGACUCAGGAUUUGUUCGUGUUGGAUCCAGACUCAGGAUUUGCUUGUGUUGGAUCCAGACUCAGGAUUUGCUUGUGUUGGAUCCAGACUCAGGAUUUGCUCGUGUUGGAUCCAGACUCAGGAUCCGUUCGUGUUGGAUCCAGACUCAGGAUUCGUUCGUGUUGGAUCCAGACUCAGGAUCCGCUCGUGUUGGAUCCAGACUCAGGAUUUGCUCGUGUUAGAUCCAGACUCAGGAUCCGCUCGUGUUGGAUCCAGACUCAGGAUUUGCUCGUGUUGGAUCCAGACUCAGGAUUCGUUCGUGUUAGAUCCAGACUCAGGAUCCGUUCGUGUUGGAUCCAGACUCAGGAUUCGUUCGUGUUAGAUCCAGACUCAGGAUCCUGCAGAGUUUGCAGAAGAUUGUGUCCAGAAAUGUUUCAAACUAACACAAUUUAA
Messenger RNA from Knipowitschia caucasica, 1002 nucleotides. The record is from the annotation of a GenBank genome assembly. NCBI's taxonomy places the organism in Eukaryota, Metazoa, Chordata, Actinopteri, Gobiiformes, Gobiidae.